UCUCUCUCUCUCUCUCUCUCUCUCUCUCUCUCUCUCCCGGUUUUCCUUCCACGCCUUCGUUAGAAUUUAGCAUUCCACACCGAAUCCUAGGGAAUCCUUUGAUUAUAAUUCGUCUCCAUUCUGCUCUUCUUCCACUCUUUAUUAGGGCUACCAACCCCCCACCCCUUCCCCGAUGGGCCCCCUAAAGUCGCCUCCUUUGGGGCUCCCCUCUCCCCAUUUGGCCCUCCCUUGAUCCAUCUGCCAUCAAAGGUGCCUCCUUUGGCCUUCCGUAGCUCGAAAUUUGGGAUUUUGAUCUCGGUUCUGGACCUAAUUGGAGCGAGUUAGGGCUCCGGAUCGAUGUCGGUGCCGGCGAUCGUGUUCUGCGCCAGCGCGCCGAGCGGCGUCUGCUCGAGCCCCCACUACUCUUGUCAAAUUGGCUCAUCUCAUGGGUUGCCGGACUACGAGCUGAAUUCUAGGCUGCCGGCCUCUUCGACGGUGGCCGCCGCCUCCUCGGUCUCCGGUCAGAAGCCGAUGCUCGGCGGGCUUUCCUGCCUCUUCUCCUUGCCUUCCAUUCGGUAUGCACCCUCGGCCGCCACCUCGAGCUUUACCGGAGGGGAUGAUCUUGGCUCACUGUGGCAUGAUCGAUCGGAUGAGCUCGGGAGCUCAUUGUCUUACUCCCCAUACUCGUCUUCGAUCAAGGGUCGAGACCUCAGCCCGGUGUCUGUGUUCCAGGGCCCGGGUUCCUGCAGUGGAAGCAUCGGAAUGGCGGUCAGUUGCUCUUCGAGGAGUCCGCCAUGUUUGCGAUCAUCCAGGGAGUGGAACGGGGGUGAUCUGAGGGUGGGAAGAGAGAGGCUUUUUAAUGGAUUUGUUAGGAAUGCAAGCUCUUGCUUGGAUUAUGAUUCCACAAGCUUUCCAAUGGCGGGUGGCGGUGGUGGAAUCGAUGUGGAAGAAUUUGCAUUCAGUGUGGAGGAAGGAUUGGGUGAGCUUGGCUAUGAGCCUUAUGCCAGGGAGUUUCUCUCUGGAGCUCAGUCGAGACAUAAGAUUUUUAAUGAGGAGUUUGUUAAAAAGGCAUUCUAUGAAGCUGGGAAAGCUCAUCGAGGACAGAUGAGGUUGAGUGGCGAUCCAUACUUGCAGCAUUGCGUGGAGACGGCGGUGUUGCUUGCAAAUAUUGGUGCUAAUGCUACGGUUGUUGCUGCAGGGCUUUUGCAUGAUACGUUUGAUGAUUCUUUUGUUACUUAUGAUUAUAUUUCUCGGGGGUUUGGAGCUGAUGUAGCUGAUUUGGUUGAAGGG
Messenger RNA from Elaeis guineensis (African oil palm), 1269 nucleotides. The record is from RefSeq and is a predicted model, not a curated record. Lineage: Eukaryota; Viridiplantae; Streptophyta; Magnoliopsida; Arecales; Arecaceae.